AUGACCACCAAAACCCUGUCUGCUGUCGAGAAGCUUGACAAUGCCUACAUCGAGGAUGCCUCGGAGACGGUUUCGGACUCGCAACAGGAAUUUGUCGUCCGAGAAUUUGAUCCCAAGUUCAUGAAAAAGACGAUGCUCAAGUCACUCGGCAUGAUGAAGGAUCUUGGCCACGAUCCCAAAGGAAAGACCUACGCGCUUCUUAGUUCACUCUACUACGUGACCUAUGCUCCGUUCAUGGUACCGUUCGCUCUGCUUGGCAAACGUACACGUAUGGUCUCGGUCCUCACUCUCUGCGCAUUGCUUUGGGGUGUGGCCGCUACGUGCUUCGCUGGUGUACAGAAUUACUCGGGCGCUUUUGCAUGUCGACUUUUCAUCGGCCUCGGAGAGGCUGGUUUCGGCCCGUUGAUUCAGGUCUUCUUGUCGCGCUUCUAUCCAAGAGAGAAGUUGGGCAUCCGCGUUGGCGUCUGGCUGGCAAUGGCUCCACUGGGUGGAUUCAUCAACGGCAUAGUCGCAUAUGGCGUUUCGUUCAUCCACGUAAAGCUCGAGUCAUGGCGCAUCCUCUUCAUGAUUGAGGGUGGCUUCACGGUACUCCUGGCCAUUACCGCCAUCAUUGUUUUGCCGGAUGAUAUAAAAUCUUGCAAGUGGUUCACAGCCGAGGAAAAAGAUUAUUUAAUGUACGAGCGCUACAUGAGCAUGGGUCCUGAAGUUAAGGAGAUCAACUGGAAGCACGCACGCGGCGCGUUCUACCGUUGGCCUCAGGUUAUGCCCGUGCUCAUCAACAUGUGUCAGCAGAUUACGGGCGCUGCUCUAAGUGCUUAUCUCCCUACUCUUCUUCAGGAGAACGGAUUCAAAGGUGCCACAGCACAAAUUGCCACAUUGGCACCCUAUGGAGCAGCUGCCGUGUGUAUGAUCAUAGCUGCAAAGGCAUCGGACAGAUUCGGCAAUCGUGGCUGGCCCACUCAAUUUGGCUGGUUGCUCUUGAUCGUGGGCUUUGCAAUUUUCCUUGGUGCUCACGAAAGCAACAAACCUGCUCACUUUGUUGCCUUGAUUCUUGCUGAAGUUGGCCACUACAUCUGCACUCCACUGAUCGUCACUUGGUCGGCCAACAACGCUGGCAGCGAAUCUCGACGUGCCGUUGCUGUGCCUCUUGCUGUCGCUUGUGCACAGGCUGUCGCUAUCGGCUCUGGAUAUCUCUUCCCAGCUGAGGAUGGUCCGCGGUACACGAAAGGAGCCAGUGUGGAAGUUGCACUCUCUACUGCCGGAAUGAUCUUUACGUUCAUCUACAUGGCCUUGAUCAAAUUGGAGAAUUCCCGUCGUGACAAGAGGGAAGGUGGCUCCCCAGCCCCAGGGACUCGUCCUGACACUGCUCAGUACGCAGACGAAGCUGAAGGGUUCCGUUACAUCGGGUAG
Molecule: messenger RNA, 1410 nt
Organism: Aureobasidium namibiae CBS 147.97
Lineage: Eukaryota; Fungi; Ascomycota; Dothideomycetes; Dothideales; Saccotheciaceae
Product: MFS general substrate transporter
Exons: 9
Coding region: 1-1410 (469 amino acids)
Biological process (GO): transmembrane transport
Cellular component (GO): membrane
Molecular function (GO): transmembrane transporter activity
Source: RefSeq, a predicted model, not a curated record